Messenger RNA from Synchiropus splendidus (mandarinfish), 390 nucleotides. RefSeq names its product ATP synthase F1 subunit epsilon (gene atp5f1e). The transcript is spliced from 3 exons. Gene Ontology annotation, biological process: proton motive force-driven mitochondrial ATP synthesis. The record is from RefSeq and is a predicted model, not a curated record. Lineage: Eukaryota; Metazoa; Chordata; Actinopteri; Syngnathiformes; Callionymidae. Gene Ontology annotation, cellular component: mitochondrial inner membrane. Gene Ontology annotation, molecular function: proton-transporting ATP synthase activity, rotational mechanism. The coding region runs from base 76 to 237 and encodes 53 amino acids.
AGGAAAGCCGCGCGUCAGUAUAUGACGCAAUCACGCACGAAGCCGACCUGUCCUUGAAGCCACAACACAGGCAAGAUGGUCGCAUACUGGAGACAGGCAGGCCUUAGCUACAUCCGCUUCUCAGCCAUCUGCGCCAGCGCAGUCCGGGCAGCGUUGAAGCCGCAAGUGAAAUCUGAGGCGAUAAAAGCUGCAGAAGCCAGCGUCAAAGUCCUCAAACCGAAAUCAUCGGCAGCAUAAAACUGUCCAUUUACUCUUGGAGGUGCAAGGUCUAGCAAGAGAGUGAGACUGCAAUGACAGAUGACAUCACGAUGACAGUUGAAGGGGGACCUUGGUUUAAGAUGUCUGUGUUUCCUCAUGCUUUGUAAUUAAAAGUUAUGUUAACCGUGGAAA